Molecule: messenger RNA, 830 nt
Organism: Magallana angulata
Lineage: Eukaryota; Metazoa; Mollusca; Bivalvia; Ostreida; Ostreidae
Product: UPF0449 protein C19orf25 homolog
Exons: 2
Coding region: 1-543 (180 amino acids)
Source: RefSeq, a predicted model, not a curated record
AUGUGUAACGUUAUAUUCUUAUCCAUACGCGGCACCAUACUUUUGACAUCUUUUAGCUCUUCUGAGAAAGGAGGUAAAGAAGACCCAGUUGAACGAAAACAUCUGAUUAUGUUGAGUUUUUUCAAGUCAGAAUCCAAAUCAAUAACAAUUCCUGAUCGACCUAAUCCUCCUUCGUUUGAUCUAAUGAAGGAAGAUGUUGAAUCAGCACCAGAUAACGAUUUAAUGUUCCGUACACGGUCACGCACUGAUAGUGAGUCGUCAGAUGAAUAUUUUGAUGCACUCUCAGAAUUUGACGUGUCUGGUGACGAUGAUAUGGAGGCUGAACAGGAACAUGUGUACGAGCAGGCUAUAGAACUGUUACAGCUGCAUCAGAGACUCAUUAAUGCCCCACAGACUCUAGAAUCAGAGUUACAGACCCUGAAAACAAUCGGACAAGAGGUGUCAGAAGCUGUUACAGAUCUCCGACAUAUGUCUCAUUCUUUCCAAAUUAGCUCAGAAGAAUCAUCAUCACAUGAUCAAAAGAAAAAGAAAGUCAAAAAGUGAAUGAGAAUUUCAGCAAGAGAAAACGAAUAGAGCAUUUUAUGUAUGGGACGAAUUUGCAUGCUACUAUAUGGUGAUAACGGCUUUGUUCAACGUAAUAUAAGGUGUUUACUUUAUUUGACGGAGUACAAGAAAACUCACUUUUGCCAGCAUUUUUAUAUAUACAUGUAUAGAAGGCCUAAUGUCAGUCUUAACAUCCUUGAAAAUAUUGACACUGCAUGGAUAGAAAGUUGUCUAUCAUGUUAUUGCAAUGUAAGUCACUCGAAUAAAAUUUUUCCAAAAAGUUAAAA